Ectocarpus sp. CCAP 1310/34 is the source of this 842-nucleotide messenger RNA. NCBI's taxonomy places the organism in Eukaryota, Phaeophyceae, Ectocarpales, Ectocarpaceae. The record is from the annotation of a GenBank genome assembly.
UCUCUCUCCACCUAGCCAAUCAACCGUCCGCCGAAAUAAGGCUGCCGUUUAUUGUCUGACGACGGAAGGAUUCCAGGCGCUGCAGCGGAUCCAAGAGAGAUCUCACGAAGACCCCUCCAUCCACAUGGCGUCCCUUACGUGGACCACUCUCAGCCACAGCGCGUUUGGUGAAGCCGGUCAGACCAGUGGUGCGAUUCAAGCUCUUAUGCUCGAACACAUGGUUAGGUUCCGCUCCUCAUCCGACAACUCGAAGGCGCUAACGGGCGAUGAUCUACCUGACGUCGCCAAACUCGCUCACGAUGCACAUGACUUCAUGGAACGGACUGAGGCGGCAUUCGGCGCUCGUAGCGAGUGGUCCCCCGAGCUCGCAGUGCUGGUAGAAAAGUACGCCUACGUCCAGUCAGGCGCUCUCGAGACAAUUGUCCGCCCAUGGAUGAAAAAGCGGGAUGACGAGGCGAACGAACUAAGGAGCAAAUUGCCCGGCGACCGACGUUUGUCCGAAGACCACUUCCACGUCAUCUCCGCCGCGAAACCCCUCGGCCGCAUCCACAAGGCUGCCACUCAGAGUAAGACAGAACCGUCGACAACCCACUACGAGACAUUCCACAAGCGGUUUCAGGAAGUCAUGCUCGCCUACAACAUUUCCGAGCUCGUCGCCGACACUUCAUCCAGUCAAGGCUCGACGGAGGGCGACAAUGGAGUUGAGGCGACGGGGACUGGCGUCAGAAGCGGCGCGGGGGGCGGGGAGGAAGGCGAACAAACCUCUGACGGAGAAGAUGGGGAUGUUGGGGGCGGAGAGGACGGAGACUUCGGAGACGGAGAGGGAGACAUGGAUGAAGAGG